AGCGGUGCGUACAUGUCGCACGCUUACAAACGCGUUUACGUGUGUGGACUGUGGUUUAAAGUUUUUUCCAAAUUCAAAUUUCAGUUGAGUGAGUGAGUGAAGUGUUUAUGGACAGGUGACUAAGUGACAAGGUGACUAAGUGACAAGGUGACUAAGUGACAAGUGACAGUGACAAGUGACAGUGAUGUGCGGGCUACGCGUUAGAGGUAGAUAACGAUGGUGCCGUCUCCUUCGCACAUCUUCUGUCUCCUUCUGGUGUGCGUGGUGACGCUGGAGGAGGUCAUUAUUGAAGAGUCAUCCAACAUAGAGUCACUGCACGCGCCGCGAGGCGGGUCGGUGGAGCUGCCGUGUGACGUCACGCCGUCCCUGUCCGGGGACAGCAUGGCGCUCGUCAUCUGGUACAAGCAGGGACACGACGCACCCAUAUACUCGGUGGAUCUCCGCGAGGCGGUGACGUCGCACUGGUCAGACCCGACAACCCUGGGACCACGGGCCACCUUCAGAACCAGCGUAGAACCAGCUGUGCUCGUCAUCACAAACCUGAGAGCUGAAGACAGUGGCCAGUACAGGUGCAGAGUGGACUUCAGCAAAUCACCAACUAAGAACACAAGACUGAAUCUCACAGUACUGAUACCUCCUGACCGUCUGCUCAUCCUGGAUCAAGAUGGGGAGGAGGUACGAGGAGGGGUCAUUGGACCUUUCGACGAGGGAGUCCAAGUCAACGUCACCUGCGUCGCUAUUGGAGGUCGUCCCCCCGCGCGUGUGUCUUGGUGGAAGUCUCACGCGCUGCUGGCCAACUCCGAGACCAGAGCCAGUGUCACCUUCCCGCUACGCCGCGCCGAUUACAGCACCAACGUCACGUGCCAGGCUGUGACGGACCCUUCUAUACCGCCGCUGUCACAGACUCUCUCCAUUGACGUGAAUUUGCAUCUUCUCCGAGUGGAUCUACUCGGUGGUAAGAGGCCGCUGGUGGCGGGAGUGAGCACGGAGCUGGUGUGCCAGGCGGUCGGCGCCAGACCCAAACCCAGCAUAUCCUGGUGGAAGGGAGGGGAGAGGCUGAAGACUGUCAGGGAGACGGUGUCUCCUGAUGGCAACGUGACCAGCAGCAUCCUGACGCUGGUGCCGUCCAUCGACGACGCCGGGAGAGUGCUCUCCUGCCGCGCCGUGCAGCCCACCGUGCCGCACUCCACCCGGGAGGACGGCUGGAAGCUUGAGAUACAGCAUCUGCCGGUGGUGUCACUGCGGCUGGGCGCCAGCCUCGACCCGGGCGCGCUGGUGGAGGGCUCCGACGUGUACCUGGACUGCGCCGUCCGCGCCAACCCCUGGCACACCAGCGUCCACUUCACCCAUAAUGGUGUGGUGGUGAAGCCCGGUCCCGGGGUGCUGGUGGCCAACCAGAGCCUGGUGCUGCAGCGCGUGGGGCGGCGCGCGGGCGGCGCGUACGCCUGCGCCGCCAGGAGCGCGCUCGGCCAGGGCGCUAGCGAGCCGCUGCUGCUCGACGUCAAGUACAGCCCUAGCUGUAGGGCUCAACAGCCGAAGGUGAUAAGGGCGGCGAGAGGAGAGCUCGUCGAGAUAGAUUGCGACGUCGAUGCCAACCCUAGGGAACCCAUGAGUUUCGAAUGGUGGUUCAACAGCUCGACGCACGAGAAGCGAGAGCUGACAACCACCAAGACCAUACAGUCGCCAGGUCGAUACUCCUACACCAUCCAAUCUUCGAGCGACUACGGCUGGGUCCAGUGCGUUGGUUCCAACGUCGUGGGCCGGCAAGCGACGCCAUGCGUCUUCACUAUACUGCCAGCCGAGAAACCGUCCCCCGUGCGAGAAUGUACAGUUUGGAAUGUGACGUACGAGUCGCUGCGAUUGGCCUGCGAGCGCGGCCAUGAUGGGGGAUUGAAGCAGGCGUUUCUGUUACAUGUAUACGACCUGUCAACGUCGGUCCUCCUCCGCAACCUGACGAGCGACGAGCCGAGCUUCGUGGUGUGGGGCCUGUCUGACAGCGCGGCCGUCAAACUGUCGAUACAGGCGUACAACGACAAGGGGUCUAGCGAACCUGUCACUGUCACUACGAAGCUGAUGAAAAUAUAUCAGAAGCAUACAGCCUCAGUGCCGGUCACGAUAGAGCUGUCCACCGUGCUAGUCAUAGUGUUGUGCGCGGUGGCGCUCACGGCGGCCGGCGCAGCACUAGCUACGUCUGUGUUGUGCUGCCGGUACUGCGGGAAGCGACGAGUCGACAAGGACGACAAGGCGCGAAAGGACGUUUCCGACAAACCGCUGACGGGGGAGUGCGAUAGCGUCGACAGUAUCGAUAAGAACCCAGACAUAAUACCAAUAGAGGGUAAAUCCAGCGACACAAGUUCAAACAAGUCGACCAUAGACCGAAGCACAGUUAGACCUCUCAUACCGAAAACCUUCAAAUGUGACGACCGUUACUACGACAGCUACCCUUUCAACCAAUACGUAGAUCUACCGCCAAUGAAUUUUAGAUACCAGCCCAAUUUGCCCAAUAUUGGUAUGUGUGGACCACGCGCCGGGCAAAACUUGCAAUGCAGCGGGCAAAACUUGCAAUGCGGCGGGCAAAACUUGCAAUGCAGCGGGCAAAACUUACAAUGCACCGGGCAAAACUUGCAAUUCAGCGGGCAAAAUGUACAAUGCAGUGUGCCAGAGGAAUGCGGUGUUCCGCACGACCCCAUGUUUGAAGAUUGGUUGAAAUAUAAAAACUCUUUACCUGUGAAUGCCAGUACUUCGUACCCCACCGACCCGCUGUGUUCCCUGCCGGUGCAGUACCGAGUGCGGUCACCACACGGCCGCGCCUCCCCGCAAGACAAGGUACAAAUAACGCCGCAACAAUGAUACGAAAAUCCAGUGAUGACAAGUGACGUCUAAAAUUGACUAUUUAAAUACUAUAUUCAUAAUAGCCUAUGUGAAAAUUGGUUCCAAAUGUCCUAAUUGAAGACAUAAGUGGAAUAAGUAAGAAAUCAUUUUAGGGCAAUAACUUAUUUUUCUCUUAGAUUAAUCAAUAGUAACACCUACUUA
This is a messenger RNA of Aricia agestis (brown argus), 3033 nucleotides long. Its product is annotated as hemicentin-2-like. Gene Ontology annotation, molecular function: protein binding. Lineage: Eukaryota; Metazoa; Arthropoda; Insecta; Lepidoptera; Lycaenidae. The coding region runs from base 217 to 2850 and encodes 877 amino acids. The transcript has 22 exons. The record is from RefSeq and is a predicted model, not a curated record.